Ilex paraguariensis (yerba mate) is the source of this 7002-nucleotide messenger RNA. The record is from the annotation of a GenBank genome assembly. NCBI's taxonomy places the organism in Eukaryota, Viridiplantae, Streptophyta, Magnoliopsida, Aquifoliales, Aquifoliaceae.
CUCAAAUUCACAGAGAUGGAUUAUCAUAGUAUGAAGAGAAAAGAACUUCAAGCGCUAUGCAAGAAACACAAUAUCCCUGCAAAUUUGUCCAAUUUGGAGAUGGCCAACAAGCUUGCUUCACUUGUACAGGACAACGAACAGCGAGUAACACGAGGAAAAUCAUCCUUGAAGGGUUUGGCUGAAAUUCCAAUUGAAAAUGAUUCUGAUGUUGUAAAUGGGAAAAUCAAGAAGUUUAGGUUUAGUCCAGAAAAUGAAAUGAUGGAUUUUGUGAAAUCAGAUGCUAAUUUAAAUGAAACGAAGAGGGAGGGGAGAAGGAAAUCGAUGUUGAGACCUGUGGCAAAGAAGGGAGACCAUGUCAUUGAUAAUGUUGAUAGUGUAGAUUCCUUUAAGGAAAUUGUGGAUAAACCACUGGUUAGAGCUACGAGGUCUACAACAAAAGAAGCGACAGAGUGUGGUGCAGUUUUGGUUCGGAGUACUCCAUUAAAGAAGAAGAGAGGGAGAAGGGAGCUGAAAGAAGUUGAUGGAAGUGAUAAGCCACCUCCUGUUGUAGAAAGUACUGCAAUUGAAGAAAACCAGGUCUUAACCAGGAGAUCAUUGAGGAAUAGAGUGGCAGUGAAUGAGGUUGAGCAAGAAAGUAAGGGUGUAGAUGUUGUGGCUUCAAGGAAGAGUGUGAGGCAGAGAAAUCUGAAGAUUACGCGUGCCCAUGGCAGUGGUGACGUUUCUGAGAACAAAGCCCUUGAAGAGGAUGGUGGAAUUGCUGAACCUGAAAAGGGUUUAAGACGAUCGAAAAGAAAUAUGACGAAGGAUGAAGGCUCUGAGCUGUUAGAUGGAGAUUUGAUUCCUAGGGGUAGGAAUACACGGUCCCGAACUCAGGUGGCAGUGAAAGCUUCUGCAGUAGAUAGUGAAACUGGAAGAGAAACAAACGUUGAAGUUCAGAAAGGACCUUCCAGGCGGCCUGCAAGAAAUGGCAACAGGAACAAAUCUGUCAUGUUUCAAACAGAUAAUGAGGAGGAGAUUCAGGGAAAAUUGGAAGUAGUUUUACCACUCGAAGAACCAUUGAAGCGUGCAGCUAGAAAUCAUGAUAGGCAGAAAGCUGUUAUGCCUCAAGUUGAGAAUGGUAAUAUGAACAAAUCUGUUGUGCCCCAACUGGAUAAUGAAGAGGACAUUCAGGGAAAAUUGGAAGUAGUUCUAAUGCUUGAAGAACCGUUGAAGCGUGCAGCCAGAAACAAUGGUAGGCGGAAAUCUGUCGUGCCUCAAGUUGAAAGAGUGGGAAUUGAUUGGGUUUUGGCCGUGAAUGAGAAUAGGAAACCAGUAAGGAGUUUAGCUUUGGUCGGUGGAUUUGGUGUUGAAGUUCCCAAAGAACAUGCGAUGGUUCCACAGCUUAAUGAUCAUUUGAGGAGGUCAAGGAGCAACACUUUGAUGGUAUACCCCACUACUUCAACUAAGGAAGAAUUGGAUACUCAUGGACUUGUGGAAGAGAAUGAGUCACUGAGGCAAUUGAGAGAUCCUUUUGCUCUCAUAAAAGCUCCUCGGAUCAUAGAAAAAGUGAUGAGAUCAAGACAAAGUGGUUCUCGAGAUGAACCUGUGGCAAUUCCAGAUGAAGUUGCCAAUGCUGCUGGAGUGAUUAUACCAAGAAAGCGAGGAAGAGACCCAAUUCAGGAAGAAGUGGCUGUUGACAAUGGAUGUCCUGUUGAAGAACUUCUUAGACGAUCAACAGACAAGACCAUUACAAGUGAGUCAAUUGCACCAGGAGUCAUUGCUGGCCAAGAUGUUGAGAAAAGUACGGCAAAGAGUAGAUCGAAGCCACCAAAUUUAGAAGUUGAAGCUCCGUUACUUGAGGGCCCUUUGGCCAUUAAAGAACUAUCACUUGUAGAUGCUGAAUUUUCCAUGCCAGAAGUUGCAAAAACCACUGUUAACUCAGAUUUCAGCAGGGACAAUGGUGUCACGGACACUGAUGCUGAAAGGAGAAAGCUCCGAAGGAUAUCUCCUGCAGAGAAGCAAGAGAGCACUGUGAAGUUGCAGACUGAUCAUAUAGAGCAAGAAAUGGGGAUUUCUGUCCGUGAAUCUGUGGUAUUUGCAGAGGUGGUGAAUAAUUCAAUGGAGGUUUUCACAGAGAAAUCACUAGUAGACUGUAUCCCUAAGGCUAUUGAGAAUGAUUCGGCAGCUCAGUUCCUCGGUAGCACUGAGAUCAUUGGUUGCAAUAAUUCCCUUGAAGCAGAACCAUUGAGUGACUUAAAUGUUUCAGGUGACACAGGUUCUGGGGAGAACAUUUCUGUAGCUGACGACCCCUCACUUCUUGACCAAUCGGACUCCAUGACAAAACUGAAAGGGACAGAGAAUGAGGAAGAGCCAUCAGUGGGCAAACACAUUCACCCAAGUUCUCUUGUGGUGGAUCAUUAUGAUGAAAGAAUCUUUGUUAACAAGGAGCAGCACUUGGUGCAUUCUGAGGAGAUGAAUGGGGUUUCUAAACUAACUAUACAUGCAACGGCAGUUGAUGACCGAUUAUAUGGUUCUAACCAAAGUGGGGCCUUGAAGAAGAAUAAAGAAAAUGCUGUUGAGGAAACUCCAGAAGCUAGUUUUAUCGGUCCUUCUGAUGGAGAUCCCGUCUCUUAUAUCGUACAAGAGGACAAAGAUGGAGAGGACCCCAAAAGGUUCAUGGAGGCUUCUGAAUUGCAGGAGUCUACUACUACAUUAGGAAAACAAAGUAUGCAAGUGGAAUCCCCAUUAACAAAGAGCAUUAUGGCCAUUGAUGAACCACCAACUGGUGGUGAGUUGUCUGUGCCGGAGGUUGGUGAAAGUGUCAGGAAAACUGUCUCUAACAGGGGCAACUUUCCUGACCAUAAUGAGCAGAAGAGGAUGAGCUCUAUGAGAAAAUCUUACUUAGAGGAUGAAAGUAGUCCUGAAAGUGUUUGUCCUGCCCUUUCCAAGGAGGUUGGAGAUUUAGUAGCUGCGAAUUUGGAGAAGACUCUAGCUUCGAACUCUGUGAAGUUAAAUCGUGAAUCAGGAAAUCCAGUAACAGAGGUUGAUUCAGAGAACACAAACGGAGAUUCUGAUAGCAUAAAUUUGUUUGAUCCAGAAACGGUGAAACGCCAAAGUAACAUAAGUGAUGAGGUCAUUGCUGAAAUUAUCUCCCGAACUGACGGCUUUUCAUCAAUCCGUCAACUAGAUUAUUUUGAGGGGCUCAAUAAAACCACAGACUUAUCAAGGAAGCACACACGCAAAAGGAAUGGUGUCGGUAAUUAUGCUGCAGCAGAUGACAAGCACUUUUUAGAUUCAGCUAAAUAUUCUCGUGGUCAGCCAAAGGACUUCGAGAUUGCCUCUGACGAGGGUAGAAAAACUUGUAUGCUUUAUCCUUGUGAUGGGGAAAGAAAUGCUAGAAAGAUUGCUCAUAAUUUUGAAGAAUCUGUCGAGGCUGUUGAUUUGCAGGAGACCAUUUCAGUUGCAGGAAAGUGUAGAAAAGAUGGUUCUACUUCAAGCAGCCCCUGUUCUGUGUGGAUAACUCCUUGCAAACCUGAUACAAUCUCAAAUCAACAAGGGGUUAGAAUUGGCAGCCAAAAUAAAAUAGAAGAGGGUUUAACAACAAAUGAAAAUGAUCCUGAGGAGGCAGUAUUCAUGGGUAGAGCGUCACCAGCUGCUGACGAAGAGAGUAGGAAUGAUGGUUUUGGAGGAAACGUAUGCAUGCCUGACAUUUCCCAUAAUGUUGUCGAAAAUUUAGAUGGUCAACUUGCCAUGGUGACAGAAGGAGAUUCCGAAAGAAAAUGUUCAUCUGUUUUUGAGGAUGUCAUAGGGAGAACAAUGCAUGAAAGUUUCAUUGGAGAAGGAAACAGGUCAGUCAUUUCAGAGGAGAGGGAUAUCCGUAGAGCUGAAAGAAUUCAACUACCAGUCGCUGCUCCAGAAUCUACUGCCUUUUUCAAUGAUGAUAGUUCAUGGUAUGAACAAAUUUUUUUAGAGGACAGUGAUGAAAGUGAGCGAGGAUAUGUACUCAAGAAUUUGUUUGCCACACCUGCAAAUAGUAAAAAUGCUAAUGAAGAAGAGACAAUAUCUCCAGACAAGACUAAUAUCAAGGUAGGGGAUGGUAGAUCCAGUCGAAGGGAGGCUCAAGAUGUGAUGGGUGCAAAGGAAAGUGAACAUGGAAGUAAUUUACUUAAAAGAAACACAAUGCUAACUACUGAUGAAAAUAUAACCAACGAGCACUCCAAUCAAGAAGAUCAACUUCUUGAGAUUCACCUUGCCAUGCCAGAUAAUAGUGCAAAUUCUUAUGAAGGACUUUCUUGUCAUGAUGAAACAUUGAAUGUAGUGGUAUCUGUGGACAACGUUCUUAGCAAGAUGGGGGAUGUUAGAUCUACUGAAAGGGAGGCUGAAAAAAUGGCGGGAGCAAAGAAAACUGAACAUGAUACACCCAUACAAAGAGAGCAAGCUUUGCCAAUCACUAGGGCAAAGGGUACUGGUGGGGGCUUUAGUGAAAGCUUGCAAGAGGAUGAACUCAAAAUUCUGUUUUCCACACCAGUCACUGGUACAAACCCCUGCAAAAGAAAGAAAACUUUUGGCCAUGGCAUUAAAAUGGCAGAUGCACCCUUGUCCAUCGAUAAAACUGUGGGCAUGGUUGGUGCAAGGUUCAGUCUAGGGACAUCUCAAGAAUUUCUGCCAGAAAAGAAUGGUGAAUGUGAAAACCCAAUAAAUCAAGAAAAUAUGAUGCCAAUGACUAGUGAAGAAACUUCUGAAGGUAGUUCCACAGAAAGCUGGCAAGAAGAUCAACUCAAACUUUUGUUUGCCACCCCAGCCAAGAAUAGAAAUUCUUACCAAGAAAUGCAAUCUUUUGGUAUUGAAAGAGAAGUUACAGAAAAAGUAAUGCCUGUGGAAAAGACGAGGGAUGGAGGGAAUAGUCAAGGGGAUUCUGAAGACGGGAUAGGGAUAAAGAAAAAUGAACUUGAGGACACUGUAAACAUAAGAAACAUGUUGCGAUUCAAUGGUGAGGAGACAAAUGAUGAGGAUUCCAAUGAAAGUAAGGACAUUGCCCAGGAGAAUGCCAGCACUUCUGCAGCUUUAGCUGAGGUUAUACAUCAAAAUUAUGAAUCUUCUGAGCAAAUGACUGCUGGCCUCUUGGGGUCUGAGAAGGUGGUAGUAGAUUAUCAGUAUGUAUCUACAAAGAUGAAAGAUCAUCAGUGUGAAUCUACAAAAAUGAAUAACUCUCCGAAUCUUUCAGUGGAAUCCUUAUUAGAAGAAGACAGAAGUUGCCAUGAGACAAUUGGUAAAGCUAAAAAACAGAAGCUUAAUUUUGCCAGUUUAGAAGCCGACAAGAUCAGUGAUACCCCCGAGUUUAGAUUUUCUGCUCUUGCCAGUGUCAAGUUUGAUGGGAAUAGAGGUAAUUCGCCCACUGAUUUGUCUACAUUCUUCCAUGAAGCUGAAGAAGUUAAGAUGGGGAAAGAUAUGGAAGCCACAAAAGGUAGUGAUGGUCUUAGGGAUACCAGGAACAGAUCUGACAUAGAAGACAACACAAGAACUCAACAAGUUGUCACAGAGAAACUGUUUGAUGAUGAAGACACGGAGGAACUUAUCUUGGUUGGUGAAAUUGUUUGUCAGGGAUCAAACAAGCACUUAUGUGAGGAUGAAACUCUGAGCACAGCUGAGGAGACCAAUGAGGUGCAUGGUUCCUCACAAAACAUUAAUGACACAGUCCACUGUGCUCAUGAGUCCAAGGAUUCUGCUGAACGACAUAAUUUUGGUGAUGCUUUUGUAUUGAAACCGGCACUAGAUGUUUCUAACGUUGCAUCAUCAGAACAUGGAGCCACAGAGUUGAAUGGUGAGCCCCACAAGUUAAGCAUGUGGGAGAUUGAGAUGCUUCCAGGAGAUAAUAAAGGAGAAAAAGAUAAGCUGAAUACAGGGGCCUCAGAAACCGAUUUUACAUCUGAUCACAAUGAGGCUGCUGAAGAUUUGAAAGAAAAUAGGACUUCGCUUGCUGAAGAGCAAUUGGGCAUGCAUGAGUUCAACCUGGAAGAACAGGUUGCAAAGCCAAAUGACAAUCAAAUUGACACUGUAGAUGCGCCCAUCUUUGAACAUGAUGAAAUCUUGAAGGAACAGGAUGUGGAUAUUGCCAUCAAAGAAUACCUUGAUUCCGAGUAUAAUGAGAAUGUAUCUUUGGACAUCGACAAUUCUACUGUCACCAUGCAAAAUGAAGUGUUGACAAAGGUUGUGAAGAGGAGUCACAGUGAACAUACUUCUUUGGUUGAGCCUGAAGCAGAUGGUGACAUUAUGUGUACAGAGAUAAUCAAUAUUGCUAAUGUUGGCGUGGUUGGUGAUAAGCCAUCAGUUAUAGAAGGGAAAUAUGAAGAAAACAAAGAAUCGAAAGAGUUGAGAGAACCUACUUCAAAAUCAAAUUCAAGAAUGGCAGAUCAAGCUCCCAUGAUCAGGGAUUCUGUUACCGAUAGAGGCUUUGCUGCUGAAGAUGCUUGGACAUCGCAACGAAAGGAUGACCCAGUUCGAAGUAGAACUUCAGAUGCAAAUGUUGAGGAAGGCAACAUCCUGCCUGCAAAGCAGUUGACCUGUAUAACACAGAAAAGGAAGAAUGCUAGAAUCAGUUUCGCCCUCGAAACACCAAGUAAGCUACUCAUGACUGCUGAUAUGAAGGAGAAUGCACCAAGCAUCAAGAAAGAUCAUAUUGGUAGUCUAGCUAUGGUGAAAUCAGCAACAAAAAGGCGUGCCUUAGAGGAACUCUAGAAGAAAUAGAAUGGAUCCUGCUGUUAAAGUUUUCUUAUCAAGCGACGAGUGAAGCUAUUCAUGAGAAAGAGUACCAUCAGAGUCCCUGUAGAUAAAAUGUAAGCAUAUCUCAUGCAACAUUUCAUAAUUUAAGAUCGUAACGAGUGUUAUGUUGUAAAAUUUAUAUUUUUAUGAACAAUUAUAAUUUGUGAAGACCAAGCGUUAAUGGUAAGAAACGCAUUAAAGUAUGUGUCAGGUUAUUCAAUGACAGGUUGUAAUUUUAUGUUUGACAAUCCACUUUGCAGGCAG